This is a messenger RNA of Prosopis cineraria, 1642 nucleotides long. RefSeq lists its product as uncharacterized. The transcript has 4 exons. The record is from RefSeq and is a predicted model, not a curated record. Bases 297 to 1409 code for a protein of 370 amino acids. Lineage: Eukaryota; Viridiplantae; Streptophyta; Magnoliopsida; Fabales; Fabaceae.
CGCAAGACCUUUCGGCAUCACAUUCCCAAUAAAACCCUACUUUCUCAUUUGAAAUUAGUUUUUAAAAAAAAAAAAAAACUUGUUUUGCGCUGUUGGAAUCGAAACUGAGAGUCGAAGAAUUCUGGGCAACAAAUCAUAAACUUCAAGAAGGAUCCUCAAUCAAAAUCGGUUCCUCAGAUAGUUCACUCCAUAAGAAAUGUGGGAUAAAGGAACUGCUGAUUGAACGGUGCCUCUUCCGGCGACUGGAAUUUCAGCAUCCUGACGUAAUCAGGAAAGGAAAUAGCAAGCGUUUAGAAAUGUAUGCGGACACAUUUAAUCAGAGAAAAAAUGAUAAGCAUGUAAAAACAUGUCCAGAAUCUCCUUCUUCUGGGAGUGGAAGCAGCAAACAUUCCCACUCAAAACCUGAGGUAAUUGAUGGAAUUAGAAGCAGUACAGGUUCAGAAGGACAAAUAGAUGUUAUCGCUAGCAGUGAAAGAGCUUUGGAAGGUCAUGAAAGCAAUUGCCCUGAGACACAUGCCAAUGACACUGGAGGUAUAUGGGAGCCAGUCAGAAGGUCAGGUUCUUCCUCUUCAUCAGAAUCAUCAUUAAACGAUGUCUUUGAAGUAGAGACGGUUGAUUUUGAGUCUAAGACAUCUAGACCUGCAUCAAAAAAUCAACAGAAUAAUGAUAUUUCCAGUCAUAGCUCUUCCUCAUCUGAAGGUGAUGACAAAAACUCUCCAGUUCCCACCUCAACAUGUGUACCACCACCAGUAAGCCCUCCAGUCCAAGUGAUGGACCUGUCGGGAGGAUAUGAUCCUAACAGGAUUCCAUCUUCAAUAUUUGCAAGAAAUAAUACAUCUCCAAUAGAAUGGAGUACUGCUUCUAAUGAAUCAUUGUUUAGCAUUCACCUAGGGAACUAUAGUUUCUCUCGAGAUCAUGCCUCUGCGUUCGAUGAUUUAUACAAGUCUGGAGAAUUGACAAAGUCUGGUGAGCUUCGUAGCCAACCCUCAUUUGUUAUACCAGAGGACAUAGAAUUAGACCAUGAGAAUGUUGAUAAGGAAGACUUGCUAACAAAUAACAUGUUAGAUGAAGCUUUUGAGUCAGAAAACAGGUCGAACGGAGAGAAAAACAAGGCAAAGAGUUCGCAACCAGAUACAAUUUGUAAUUCUCGCAACGUCUCUGGUCGUUCCCAUUGUAGUGGAACCAGUACGUGCUCUUUUGCUUUCCCAAUUUUGAUAGAAGCGGACAGAUUCAGCGCCCACAAGGCAGACGUUUCCCCACGGCAUUCAGAAAAAGAACCCUAUGUUCCCCCAAAAGAAGAUGCAUCUGAACUAGCAUCACGCUCUACUGCCAAGCGUUGGAACUGGUUAUGGUGCUUCUCUUGGUCCUCUUGUUGGACACGGGGCAAGUGUUGUAGUUGUCGUUGUUAAGGUUAUGUAUUAUGGGAUACCCAAGCCUUAUUUGGCAUAGCUAUUAGCUUACAGGUAUGAUCAGAUAUCAAUUCGCAUAUUAUGAGGAUAUUUUACGACUCGUCUUAAGAUUCAAGAGCUUCUCAUUUGUGGAUUCUUCUGUUCUAUGUCUCUGACGUCUGGAAAUCCGUGUUUCCUAGGAGAGCUUCGUUUUUGGGGGUCAUGGCAGCUUAGGAUCUCUGAUCUCGAGUAAA